Hibiscus syriacus is the source of this 414-nucleotide messenger RNA. RefSeq lists its product as uncharacterized. The transcript has a single exon. NCBI's taxonomy places the organism in Eukaryota, Viridiplantae, Streptophyta, Magnoliopsida, Malvales, Malvaceae. The record is from RefSeq and is a predicted model, not a curated record. Bases 1 to 414 code for a protein of 137 amino acids.
AUGAAACCCAUUACAAGAUCCUUCAAGACCGAAACAGCAUUCCCCAGAUAUCUAAAGCCAGGUGCUUUAGCCCAGUUAAGAGACUCCAAAAUCAAUGCCAGAUCCAACAAGCUCAAGCUGUUUCGACUCGACUCGAUCCCGACUCUGAUUCCGAGCCAAACCCAGAUCCAGAUUUCAGAUUUCGAUCAGAUCCCAAUGUUCCUCAGCAAGAUCUAUGGAGCUUCAUGUUGUCUCCAAAGGAAGAAGCUUUUGGCUCCCAAAUCUCUUUUGCUCGUCAAUUUGCAGGCUUCUGCUCGAAGUUUAGAAUCUAGGGAGAAUAAUGGUAAUGAUAAUGUUAGGGAGAGUAGAAGUAAUAGGAAUGGUGAGAAUUUGUUGAUUAACGUGCUAAACAAUGAUGUUGCUGUUGCUCAUUGA